Molecule: messenger RNA, 567 nt
Organism: Epithele typhae
Lineage: Eukaryota; Fungi; Basidiomycota; Agaricomycetes; Polyporales; Epitheliaceae
Exons: 3
Coding region: 1-567 (188 amino acids)
Biological process (GO): mitochondrial translation
Cellular component (GO): ribosome; mitochondrial small ribosomal subunit
Molecular function (GO): structural constituent of ribosome; small ribosomal subunit rRNA binding
Source: RefSeq, a predicted model, not a curated record
AUGCUUGCCCUCCUUGGUGCCUUCCGCACCACUUCGCGCACCCGUGCGCUCGCCCUCCCCGCUGUCGUGCGUCAGUACGCGACCCGUGCACUCGUGCUGGAAGACGAGGACCCGAUAUUUGAGCUCGCGGACAAGCUGGUUGAGACUGCGGACUCGCUUCCAGAAGAAACGUCAUGGGAGCGCAAGCCAGUGGUGACCACCACUCCCAUGAUUCCUCGGGCUGCCCCCGGACAGUUUGUUACGCCGAUACAGUACUCGCUCAAGUACCAGAGCCGCCGCAAACCCAAUUCGAAGCCGUACCGCAUUGGGCCCGGUCGCGAUGAGUCGCGUCAACGUGACAUCUUCCACCAGUCCGGCUUGAACCCACUGCGAGAGAUGGGGAACACCUCCCUGCUCUCCAGUUUCGUCAAUUCCAUGGGCAUGAUCCAGCCGCGCACUCAGACGCAUCUCACGUGGAAGAACCAGCGCAGGAUAGGCAAGGCCAUUCGUCGCGCCAAAAUGAUGGGUCUCAUCCCAAUGCAUAGCAGACGCUCUCUCUACCCCGAGCGGCACGCUGCUCACCAGUAG